This is a messenger RNA of Mastomys coucha (southern multimammate mouse), 2408 nucleotides long. RefSeq names its product zinc finger and SCAN domain containing 12 (gene Zscan12). The transcript is spliced from 4 exons. NCBI's taxonomy places the organism in Eukaryota, Metazoa, Chordata, Mammalia, Rodentia, Muridae. The record is from RefSeq and is a predicted model, not a curated record. Gene Ontology annotation, molecular function: DNA-binding transcription factor activity, RNA polymerase II-specific; RNA polymerase II cis-regulatory region sequence-specific DNA binding. The coding region runs from base 436 to 1944 and encodes 502 amino acids. Gene Ontology annotation, biological process: regulation of transcription by RNA polymerase II.
ACGCUGCAGAACUUGUUAGAAUCACAGAAGUGGAGGGCAGGAGGAAAGCAGAGUAAUCUCUCCAACUUCUAACCUUUGUGAAUGAUUAAGUCCCGGCUAAAGCCAGUUCGCGAGACUGUACUGUGCAUAUAUGAUUUGUAUCAGGCAUGCAGAAAAAUUUCAAAAGCAUCAAGGCAGGAGUACCCUACUCUUCUACUCGUUCCGUUAUUUAUGUAUUUAUUUAUUUAUUUAUUGUGGUACUGUUAUUGAACUUCUCACACACGGUAGGCAGCGCUUGCCCUUCCCCAACGCUGUCUGCUCAUUCUAAAAUUUGUUUUGUUUGUUUUAUUUCAGUUAGUUGUGGUUUACUUUAAAAGUAAGUGGAGGUCCACUCGGUAAGAAAAUUUACCAAGGAGUUAUUACUUGAAAGACUGAUAAAUCUUUUAUAUAGCUGUGAUGGCAUCUACAAGUGAUACCAAGAUCUGUAAGAACCAGGAUGGACUUCUGGAAAUAAAAAUGGAGGAAGAGUGUACGUAUACCACCAGACAAGAUAGGAGCCUACAAAAGAACACUUAUAACAGAGACGUCUUCCGAAAAUACUUCAGACAGUUUUGCUACCAGGAAACAUCUGGACCCCGGGAGGCUUUGAGCCGACUCCGGGAACUUUGCCGUCAGUGGCUGCGGCCAGACUUGAACAGCAAGGAGCAGAUCCUGGAGCUGCUGGUGCUGGAGCAGUUCCUGACCAUCCUGCCUGAGGAGCUGCAGGCCUGGGUGCAGGAGCAAAACCCUGAGAGUGUGGAGGAGGUAGUGACUGUGCUAGAGGAUUUAGAGAGAGAGCUUGAUGAACUAGGAUACCGGGCCUCCGUCCAAACUGAAGAACAGGAAAUGUUGUUGCAGGAGACGAAGCCUUUAGCAGCAGAGCAGAAACCCAAUGUGUCCCCUCAGUCUGUCAGAGCCAAGCCGGGGUGUGAACUUGCAGACCGUGAAGCCCAGGAGGAGCAAGUUUCAGGCACUGAGACUGGAAAUGAGUCCAGGAAUAUAGCGCUAAAGCAAGGCCUCUGGGAAGGAAUGGAAGCAGAGCAGAGCCCCUCCAGCAGAUUAGCAAAGGAUGCAGUUGAGUGUGAAGAAACUCGUGACCCUGGAGAAGAGUCUUGUGGUGUUUCCCGUGAAGACAGCCAGCCUUUGCGUAAUGAAAACGGUGUAAAUUCUGCUGAGAACUCAGACCACGCUAAACACCAGAGCAUCUGUCCAGGGCGAAAAGUGCAUGGAUGUGAUGAGUGUGGAAAGACUUUCAGUCAGCACUCUCGCCUCAUAGAGCACAAGAGAGUCCACACUGGAGACAGGCCCUACAAAUGUGAAGAAUGUGGGAAAACCUUCCGAUGGAGGACUGUUCUUAUUCGACACAAGGUGGUACACACUGGAGAGAAACCCUACAAAUGUAAUGAAUGUGGCAGGGCUUUUGGCCAGUGGUCAGCUCUUAACCAACAUCAGAGACUUCACUCUGGAGAAAAGCACUACCACUGUAAUGAAUGUGGCAAAGCCUUCUGCCAGAAAGCAGGCCUCUUUCACCAUCUCAAGAGCCACAGAAGAGACAGGCCGUAUCAGUGUCUUCAGUGCAAUAAGAGCUUCAACCGCCGUUCCACACUCUCUCAGCACCAAGGAGUUCACACUGGUGCAAAGCCCUAUGAAUGCAAUGAUUGUGGGAGAGCUUUUGUUUAUAACUCGUCUCUUGCUACCCAUCAGGAAACCCAUCACAAGGAGAAACCCUUCAUUCAAAGUGGUCCUACUCAGCAGCAGAGGAACCACACCAGGGAGAAGCCCUACAGGUGCAGUGUGUGCGGGAAAGCAUUUGUUCAAAAAAUAAGUCUUACAGAACAUGAGCAAAUUCAUACUGGAGAGCGACCGUAUAAAUGUGCUGAGCGGGGGAAGGCCUUUAUUCAGAUGUCAGAACUCACGGAACAUUAGGGAACCCACACUGUGGGAAGGCCCUACAAAUGUGACUGGAGUCAGAACUUAGUAAGCUCCAGAGAAUUCAUAAUAGAAGUGGUUUCUAAAAGUGUAAUGAAUGUGGGGAGUUGUUCACACAGAACUCAACUCUUUUUUUUUUUUUUUUUCUUUUUCGAGACAGGGUUUCUCUGUGUAGUCCUGGCUGUCCUGGAGCUCACUCUGUAGACUAGGCUGGCCUCAAACUCAGAAAUCCACCUGCCUCUGCCUUCCAAGUGCUGGGAUUAAAAGUGUGUGCCACCACUACCCAGCAGAAUUCAACUCUUAACUCAUCAUUAGACUAAUCACAAAAGAGCAAGUACUCUGUGAUGACUACAGGGAAGCCAUCUCACAGUGUAGGCUGGUGAGAAAUACUGUAUUUAUAAUGCUUUGUGGCAACACUUCAGCCUUUGCUGCUAUGAGACCAUAAAUAUUUAAUGAACUCC